AUGGUCAUUGAGGAAAUCCCGCGCAGUGCUGGAGGAGCCUUUCGGCCUUCCUUUCAGGGGUACGUCGAGACUUCACAGGAGGCGAUGAUCAUCUGUGAGGCAUACUUGCAAGGCACUAUCACAUGUGUAUCUCGAUGCCCCUCUCCCACUGAACGUCUGAAUUUCAUCCGGAGUGGUCAUGUGUUCGUGGUCAAGAACUCGUCUGGAAGGAAGAGGUGGACCGAUGGCAUGGCAUGGGCUCCACGUGUUUACACUCAUGAUGGCUUCAAGGUAUAUCACGAGUCCAAGGAAGGGCCUAAGUUUUCUCGACAGCUCGGUGACUUAAGUCCUCAGUCUCCUCCGCUCAUCGAACAAAACAGGAUGAUCAAAAAGGUCUUCGAGGUUUCAAUACGAGGAACGCCGGACUUUCAAGUCAUUUCUUAUUUCACCGUGAAGGAUGUCAUAUCGAGAAAUCUUCCAACACCUUCUCAAGACCCAUUUCUUCGGGGUAUCAGAGUACGACAUGCGCUUCUUGAGAUCUAUGCCGCCUCGCUGGGAGGGCAGAGCACUUCUACGGACGGUAAAUUUAACGGACGACCUCACUCACCACCAGCCAUUCUCGCAAAGGAGAGAAGUCAUCCUCACUCCCCACCGACUGGAAGUCUUUCACCUAUGCUACAGACAAAGCUCCUGAGUCGCACGCAGACCUUCGUAUCUGAUAAUGAGGUUGGAGUCCGCAAGGCGGAACGGACGCCAUCCAGAACUAGCAUGCCGCAACCGCCAAUGCCACCAAUCGCUCCUGAACAUCAGUCCAUGGACAUCAGCGGAAUGGACCAACGGCCGUCGCAGGUAGUCCAUCAGGGCAUCCAACAUCCUGCGCAAUCUCUACACAAGAUUACAGAGCAACCGCACGCCCCGACGCCUCAUGCGGAUCACGACAAUCCAAGAGCAGCACAUAUUUCGAUGGGUCCACCACCGCGUGUCCUCCAUGCUACCCUACCAGGUGUUCCGUCUCUGCUAAGAGGAGUCAACACGGCCGUCAACCGUUCUCCAUCUACUUCCGUGAAUCCCUACAUCGAAAGCUCAACCAUACAGCACUUAAUCUCUGAUGACCACGGAACGAAGGUCUUCAAUCAGGAGGACAUGGAGCGCUCGAAAAUGCUGAGGAAUGCUCCUUACAACUACUUCGAUCCAACCCUCGAAAAUGAGCGCCGGAGGUGUGCAGAGACCAUCGCGCGCUACAUAAGAGCUUCUAAUCUUUACGGUGGACUUCGUGAGGAGGCGAUCCACAAUAUCUUGGUCAAAGUGUUUGACCCGGCUCAAGACACUACGCACGCAUUCCGUUCGGCACCCCGUGUCAAAGGCGCGCUUGGACAUGGAGUAAAAAUCGAAGGACCCUUCACUUGCAGGUAUGGAUAUAACCUUCACAUAAUGGACAAUGUUCACAUCGAAAGAAAUUGUGACAUCGAUGAUUCAGGCCGGGUUGAUAUCGGGAGGCUCGUAUGGAUUGGGCCCCACGUUUGCAUUUUGACCUCAGUGCCCUGCAAUGGGUUGGCAGAUGAUGAACGCAGCGGAGCGCAACGGUCGGCAAGGCCGGUAUGGAUCGGCCCUAGAGUACAAAUCGGAGCACGUGCACUCAUAUGUCCGGGAGUACGUCUUGAGGAAGGCACAGUUGUCGAACCUGGUGCGAUAGUCCGCCCAAAUCACUUCGUAUCGUAG
Molecule: messenger RNA, 1698 nt
Organism: Exophiala bonariae
Lineage: Eukaryota; Fungi; Ascomycota; Eurotiomycetes; Chaetothyriales; Herpotrichiellaceae
Exons: 1
Coding region: 1-1698 (565 amino acids)
Molecular function (GO): acetyltransferase activity
Source: RefSeq, a predicted model, not a curated record